Molecule: messenger RNA, 432 nt
Organism: Vigna angularis (adzuki bean)
Lineage: Eukaryota; Viridiplantae; Streptophyta; Magnoliopsida; Fabales; Fabaceae
Product: L-ascorbate peroxidase 5, peroxisomal-like
Exons: 4
Coding region: 1-432 (143 amino acids)
Biological process (GO): cellular response to oxidative stress; hydrogen peroxide catabolic process; response to reactive oxygen species
Molecular function (GO): peroxidase activity; heme binding
Source: RefSeq, a predicted model, not a curated record
AUGGCAAAGGCUAUAGGUGAUGCUGAUUAUGUGAAGGAAAUUGAGAAGGCUCGUCGUGACCUUCACGCUCUUAUCUCCAACAGAAAUUGUGCCCCUCUCAUGCUUCGAUUAGCAUAUGUUACUUAUAAUUUGUGGCAUGAUGCUGGUACUUAUGAUGUUAAGACAAGAACAGGAGGCCCCAAUGGUUCUAUUAGGAAUGCACGAGAGUUGAAUCACGCAACAAACAAGGGGCUGGAAACAACAUUUGUGUUCUGUGAGGACGUGAAGGCCAAACAUCCAAAAGUUUCAUAUGCUGACCUUGACCAACUAGCUGGUGUUGUUGCAGUCCAGAUUAAAUGCAGGAGACCAACUAUUGACUUUGUUCCAGGAAGAUUUUCUAAUUCACCAACUUUGUUUAGUCUCAUGCAUGUGUUUCGAUUUUCUAUGUUUUAA